Molecule: messenger RNA, 1396 nt
Organism: Blepharisma stoltei
Lineage: Eukaryota; Ciliophora; Heterotrichea; Heterotrichida; Blepharismidae
Source: the annotation of a GenBank genome assembly
AUGCAAAGACAUUCCUUUAUCGGCAGCUUUUGACUGCUACCAAGACCAUGCAUUUUAGAUGCCUUUGAGAAAACAGAAAGUAAAAAUUCAUUUAAAUGUUGUAAUUGUGAGUUAAGCUUUAGCAGUGAAGUAGCUCUUUUAGGCUAAAUAACUCGAUAAAAGCUAAAAUAUUUGCAUAAAAUAAGAAUUUAUUUAUUUAUCAAGAUAAAUAAUCAAUUUAUCAUAGAGAAACAAAUAAGCUUGAAUAUUAAAAUCCUCGUUUUAUCGAGAAAAUUUACAGUAAUAUCAAAAGGGAAAAAAAAUUUGUUUAUUCAUAAUAAAGAUAGGCCCAAUUACCCAGCAAAAAAAUUUUUCUUUAUUAGAAAAAGAAUUGUUCUAUUAUAAAAAUGCAAAUUCACAUAAAAGCAAGGAUUUCAAUAAAAUGAAAACUCCUGCUCUCAGUAAGAAAAAUAGAAUAAACCGACAAUGUAAUACCUCAUGACAGCAAAUAAGACACUAACUGAUGUCAUCAAAAUAAAAAUUAAAUUUCUUUUUCUAAAAAAACAACGGUUUAUUAUGCUCCAGAAAAAUUGUUAAAAAGUGUGCUCCUUAAAGUAUUUUGAUACCUAUAACUCAUAUAUAAUUAUUUGACACAAAUUACAGCAAAAUAGCCUAAUAUUUAUUCAAUCUGAGCUAUAAGCCUUCGUAUUUUAAUAAUAGAACAGUUCUUUUUCCUAAAGAAAGAAUGGCAAUUUCUACUGCAUAAUUUAUCUUUAUUAUGAUUAAAAAAUGUUUUUUACCGUUUGAUUGACUGUAAAUUUUCUCGGUAAAACGAGGGUUUUAAUAUGCAAGCUUAUUGUUUCUUUAUGAUAGAACUGAUCCUUAAUCUUGAUGAAUAAAUAAAUUUUUAUUUUAUGCAAAAAUUUCUUAGUUUUUAUCAUUAUUAGGAGCCGCUCUUUUAAUACACCAAUUUUCAAAUGGCACCAAUAGUGACAGCAUCACAACGAUCAAUGACCUCAUACAUACGAAGAGCUCCUCAGCCGGUGAGCAGGAAACAGCAAAUCAAGCAAUAGGCAUGGCUUUUACCCAGCUCCCUUUGCCUGCAUUCAAUGACUUGGACUCAACCCACUGCCAUAUAUGCAAGAAAGACUUCAUCUCGCCAAAAGGACUUCAUCAACACAUAGGAAAAGUUCAUGAGCAGGCAGAAAAGCAUGUGAAGUGUCCUGUGUGCGAAAAAGAAUUUAAACAUAAGCACGCAGUCAAAUUUCAUAUGACCCAAGUACAUGACAAAUCUACCAGAAUUUGCUGCAUCCAUUGUCAGAAGAUCAUAUACAACAAGUACCUGCUGGAUUUGCACUUGAACAAAUGUUCUAUGAGAAAUAGCAGUCCUUUUUAUAGCGCUCAAAAUAAUAUUUAA